AUGUCGAAGACCAAGGUUUCCUCCAAGGUUGAUAAGAAGGCCAGCAAGGCCCUGUCCAAGGUCAAGGACGCCGGUGUCACCAAGGCUGCCGCGUCUCCCGCCGCUAAGUCCAAGGACGUCGCUCGCAAGGUCGCUGGCAAGGAGGCCAAGACUUCCAGCAAGAACAAGAAGAAGGAGCCUACCCCCAGCAGCUCCUCCGAGUCCGAGUCCGACAGCGAUGAGGACAUGAAGGACGCCUCCUCCUCCAGCGAGAGCGAGAGCGAGGACGAGAAGCCGGUCAAGAAGGAUUCUAAGAAGGUUGAGAAGAAGGAGGAGUCCUCUUCCGAGGAGUCUGCCGACUCUUCCGAGGACGAGUCCGAGGAUGAGAAGCCCGCUCCCAAGAAGGCUGCCAAGAAGACUGCCAAGAAGGAGGAGUCUUCUUCUGAGGCCGAGUCUGACUCUUCCGAGGACGAGUCCGAGGAGGAGAAGCCUGUCGCUAAGAAGGCUGCUGAGAAGGAGAGCUCUGACUCGUCCGACUCUGAGUCUGACUCUGAGUCCGAGGAUGAGGCUCCUGCCAAGGCCAAGGCCGAGAAGGAGUCCUCUGACGACUCUGAGUCUGGCUCUGACAGCUCUGACAGCUCUGACUCCGAGUCCGAGGCUGAGGAGAAGCCCUCCAAGAAGCGCAAGGCCGAGGAGGAGCCCGUCGCUGCUGCUAAGAAGUCCAAGACCGAGGAGGCUCCCGAGGGUGCUUCCGCCAACCUGUUCGUUGGUAACCUCUCGUGGAACGUUGAUGAGGAUUGGCUCCAGCGCGAAUUCGCCGAGUACGGUGAGAUGACUGGCUGCCGUAUCGUCACUGACCGCGAAUCCGGUCGCUCGCGUGGUUUCGGUUACGUCGAGUACGCCAACGCUGCUGAUGCUGCCAAGGCCUUCGAGGCCAAGAAGGGUGCCGAGAUCGAUGGCCGUACCAUCAACCUUGACUACGCCACUGGCCGUCAGAACAACGCCCAGCAGCCCCAGGGUGGCCGUGACCGCGCCCAGACUCGCGCCCGUAGCUUCGGUGACUCGACCAGCCCCGAGAGCGACACCCUGUUCGUUGGCAACCUUCCCUUCAGCGCCUCCGAGGAUGCUCUCCGUGACGUCUUCGGUGAACAGGGUACCAUCCUGGGUAUCCGCCUGCCCACCAACCCCGACGAUGGCCGUCCCAAGGGCUUCGGCUACGUCCAGUUCUCCUCCGUUGAUGAGGCCCGCAACGCUCACUCCCAGCUCCAGGGCCAGGACCUCGAGGGCCGUCCCCUGCGCCUGGACUUCAGCACCCCCCGUCCUCCCCGUGAGGGUGGUGGUUUCGGCGGUGGUGGUUUCGGUGGUGGCCGUGGCGGUGGUCGUGGCGGUGGUCGUGGUGGUGCCCGUGGUGGUCGUGGUGGCUUCGGUGGCCGCGGCGGUGGUGGUGGUGGCUUCGGUGGCCAGGGUGGCUACAACAAGGCCAAGGGCAGCAUCCCUGAGUUCAAGGGUACCAAGGUUACCUUCUAA
Molecule: messenger RNA, 1506 nt
Organism: Penicillium canariense
Lineage: Eukaryota; Fungi; Ascomycota; Eurotiomycetes; Eurotiales; Aspergillaceae
Product: putative nucleolin protein Nsr1
Exons: 3
Coding region: 1-1506 (501 amino acids)
Molecular function (GO): RNA binding
Source: RefSeq, a predicted model, not a curated record